CGUCAUAUCCGAGUAGGAAGUACACAGCAUUGUUUAUUUUGAUCUAAUUUAACUACUGCUGUUCGUAAAUCGUGAGCGCAAGUUACUAAACGUGCUGCAAUAUGUCGCAUGAUUUGUGGUCACAGAAUUAUGAUGCGACUUGUCGACUGACUCAAGAAAUUGCAGAAAAUACUCAUGAAAGGAACAGGCAGCAGAGAACGGGGGGAAACCCAGCCAAGCUUAACAUGACCCUAAGAGCAUCAUUACAAAAACUUAAACAGAAUGUAGCACAGCUUAGGGAGAAUUUGAUGCGAGAUUCUGCUCAACGGCACAUAAUGCAAGCUGAAGCAGACAGAAGACAAAACCUUGUUGACGAUCUCUCUACCAGAGAAAAGAGGCUACACGCCUUCUUUAAAGGAGACAUCACAGAAGCAGAGCCAUCAAGGUCAACGCUGAUGACAGGAAAUAGGGCGGGGCCAACAAUGAACCCUUGGGUUGUUAAUGAAACUGAGGAAACCAGAGGACUCAGCUUUGGAGAAAUGAAACAGCAGCAGCAGCAGAUUGUUGAAGCUCAGGAUGCUGGCUUGGAUGCUCUUGCUGCAGUCAUAAGCAGACAAAAACAGAUGGGUCAGGAAAUCGGCAAUGAGCUGGAUGAACAGAAUGAGAUAAUUGAUGACCUCACUCAGCUCGUGGACAAGACAGACAGCCGCAUCAAAAACGAGACAGACAAAGUCAAGUUGGUGGAGACCAAAUCUGCUUCCUGUGGCAUGCUGGUGGUGAUCGUUCUUCUGCUCAUUGCUAUCAUUGUUGUGGCAGUUUGGCCCACGGGGUAAUGAAAAAAUGCUGAAGACACAAAUGCAACAGCUUAUACUGUUUAAAAAGUGUGGGGGGUAAACAAGGGAUAUGCACAGUUUAUAUGGAGUCUGUACACACUUGCUUUCAAAUCCCUCUUUAUUUUCCACUGUUUCAGAUAAUGAUCAAAAACAAAAAAGAUCUUUAAAAUAUUUUGAUAUUUUGAAUUGAACCAUGACCUCGAUUUUGUCAACAGCUGCUUUUUGUGAAUUGUUUUUGUUAUUGUGAAGGUUACAAAUUCUAAUUAAUGCUAUUUAUACAAACUUGUUCUAAACUUGUGUUGCUUUUGUCUGUACUAUACUGUAUCACUAUACUGUACUUACAAUCAAUUUUAAUUAAAUAUUUCUGUCAGUUGUGUUUUCUUAAUGAAUGGAUGACCAAAUACAAAAUAAACAUGUGUGUGCGUUGUGCGUGCAUGUGUGUGUACUGGUUUAGCUAUAUUUGUGAGGGCCAAAUGUCCUCAGUACCACAGUGAAAUACGUGUGAACCCACUUGUGAGGACAUUUUACUGGUCCUCACUAAAUAAAAAGGCUCAUAAUUCGCUCAAAUAGUGUUUUUCUUUAAAUGUAAUAGAGUGCACAUGUUUCUGUGAUUAUUAGGUUAAGGGUUAGGGAUAGGGGAUAGAAUAUAUCAUAAGCCUGAUAUAAAAUCAAUGGAAGUCUAUGUAAU
Molecule: messenger RNA, 1500 nt
Organism: Triplophysa rosa
Lineage: Eukaryota; Metazoa; Chordata; Actinopteri; Cypriniformes; Nemacheilidae
Gene: stx8
Product: syntaxin 8
Exons: 8
Coding region: 102-812 (236 amino acids)
Biological process (GO): intracellular protein transport; vesicle fusion
Cellular component (GO): endomembrane system; SNARE complex
Molecular function (GO): SNARE binding; SNAP receptor activity
Source: RefSeq, a predicted model, not a curated record